AUGGACACCAUUCAAACCGUCGAGCUAACCCUCGACGUCACCGCAGCCGCAAACAUCAACGAGCCAGCCCACCAAGCCGCCACAGUCGUUCUCCCACCCGCGUCCAAGCUUCCCCAAACCCCCAUCAUCUGCUUCGCGCGACCUGGCGUCCAAUACAACCGCCUCUACUACACGCACGACCUCCCGGGCGAGGGCCCCGGCUCCGAAGCGCACUACCAUGCCGCCCACGGCUGGAUCUUCGUCGCGCUCGACUACCUCGGCGCGGGGGACAGCAGCAACAACGACGGCAGCAAGCUCACCUACGCUACCGUCGCGCGCGCGUUCCUAGCUGCUGAGACAGAGGUCCUGCGACAGCUGGCGGAAGGCGAGCUGCUCUCCGGAUACCCGAAAGUGACCGACGUGCUGAAGAUUGGUGUCGGCCAGUCAAUGGGUGGCGCGCUAGCGAUUGUCCAAACCGGCCGCUACCACUGCUAUGAUGGUGUUGCGAUCCUAGGGGCUAGUGCGAUACACACGCAUCCGCCGGGGAAGCCGGGAGAGGCAGGGAUUGUGGCGCCGUGGCUGGCGCGAGACACAGCGCCAGGAGAGCCGCCGGUGGUGUUGAACCAGAAAACGAUGGAGGAGUUCUAUAAGAACCGGCCACCGGGGUAUAAAUCCUCAAAGGCGCUGGUGUGGUCUUUCCACUACGACGACGUGGAUCCGGCGCUGGUCGCUGACGACUUCCAGCGGUAUGAUCGCGAUGUUGGAGACGCGUCGGAGGUGGAUAGAGGAGAUCAGAAGGUGGUCGUGCCGCCGUGGGGUUGCUUCAAUACGCCGGCGUCGGCGGCGAUGGCGUCGGUCACCCCGGGAGCUGUUGCGCCUGAGGCAGCUGCUAUUACGUGUCCAGUUUUGGUUGCGAUGGGUGAGCGGGAUGUGAUUGCGGACCCGAAGGGAGAGCCGAGGGCGUACCACUCCGCGAUUAGCGUGGAUUUGUAUGUGGUUCCAAGAAUGGGACAUAUGCAUAACUUUGCGGGGACGAGAGAACUAUUAUGGAAGAGAAUUGAAACUUGGGCAGAGUGGGUAAGGGCAGUUAAGGAAUGGGAGAAGGAAUAA
Molecule: messenger RNA, 1089 nt
Organism: Mytilinidion resinicola
Lineage: Eukaryota; Fungi; Ascomycota; Dothideomycetes; Mytilinidiales; Mytilinidiaceae
Exons: 1
Coding region: 1-1089 (362 amino acids)
Source: RefSeq, a predicted model, not a curated record